Messenger RNA from Leptosia nina, 849 nucleotides. Lineage: Eukaryota; Metazoa; Arthropoda; Insecta; Lepidoptera; Pieridae. The record is from the annotation of a GenBank genome assembly.
AUGGUGAAGUUAAGUCAUCUUGACGUCUCGGCUUUUCUAUCUGUGGCAUUCUUCAUCACAAUAGCGGCUAAUGAUUAUGGGCCUAUAUUAAAUCGGAUAAAACGUGUACCGUGGAAUACAAAUUACUAUGGCACAUAUGAUAAUCCACACCCACCAGUUUGGGCACCGUAUCAACGUACUUCGUCUGCAGCUCGACCGUUUUGGCUUCCAAAUGAAAGGCAAGUUAUUCAGAGCCAGGAUUACAUAGAGCAGAACCAAUUUAGAGGCUAUCCAUAUACCAAAACUCCACCCUGUGAGAACUGCAGAAAGGCUGGAGUUACAAGCAAUUCACAAAGCGAUACGGGUGAUGCUAUCUCAAUUGCGAUAGCUGCAGCACAAAACGAAGGAAGACAUUUAUCGAAACAUAAAUGUCAAUUCGGUGCCUGUGGGGGAGGCAACUUUGGGGGAGGGUUUGGAAAUUAUGGGGGGUACCAGCAAGGGUACCCGUACCCUCCUAUCAAUAUAGGGAUUAGUCAGUCGCAGGCGUCUUCACCGGGCUAUAAUAGUGGUUAUUACCCAUUUUACAACCAAAACAAUCAGUACAAUGGUUAUCCUUCACAAAACUAUGGACCAUAUUCAAAUUUUGGACCAUACGGUCCAGGAUUCGGAGCUGGCGGUUAUGGACCCUAUAACAGACCAUUUGGAAAUGGAUUUGGCCCUGGAUAUAAUAAUCAAUUUAAUGGAAACUACUAUUUAGGGGAUACUGGGAACGGUUAUGGCUUGGUGAAGAGGUUCAGCGACAAUUAUGAAUACGACAACUUAAACGAGGAUGACGAAAGAUCAGCAAAUAGCAGACUGAAACAGUCAUAA